UCUCUCUGUCUCUCUCUCUCUCUCUCUCUCUCUCUCUCCCUCUCUCUCUCUCUCUCUCUCUCUGGGAGUGUCAGAGGACUGUGCUGCUGACCACACAGAUAAGAUACUACCCUGCACGUCCAACAAACUUAUAUCACAAUACAGCAGCACGCUCAGGAUCUAGACUUAAUGGUAGGUGUGUAGUCCGACAGAUCAACAUACAUACUGUGUACCAACACUUCGCAGAGGACCUGAAAGUUAAGAGAGAACAUGUGGCUGCCCAUGCUUGGAAUGACUGCCCUGCCACACCUGGGAGGGCUAUAUGGAGGUUACGUCACACGCAAAGAGGUGAAGACUUGGUACAAAACCCUGCAGAAACCAUCAUGGCGACCACCCAAUGCAGCGUUCCCUGUAGUGUGGACCUGUCUAUAUACAGGCAUGGGGUACGGCUCCUAUCUGGUCUGGAGAGAGCUUGGAGGUUUCACUGAGGAUGCACUGGUUCCACUGGGACUUUAUGGCCUGCAGCUAGCUCUGAACUGGGCCUGGACUCCCAUCUUCUUUGGUGCACACAAGCUGAAAUUGGCUUUGAUUGAGAUCGUGCUUCUCACCGGGACUGUCGGAGCAACCAUGGCGUCUUGGUAUCCCAUCAGCCGCACAGCCUCAAUGCUAUUGGCGCCCUACCUGUCAUGGCUGUGCCUUGCCACUACCCUGAAUUAUUGCAUAUGGAGAGACAACCCUGAGAAAAAAGAAGAGUAGGAGACCAUUCUCUAUGCUUUGAGAAAAUACACUAUAAUGUUUAGAAGCCUUUGAUUUUCAAUUUACUACUGAUAUCUCUCAAGGUUGAAAUUACAAUACUAGCUUUUCAAAGAUCAAUCAAUAUCUGCAAAUGUGAUGACAAAUGUGGAAAAUGCAAUGUUAAAAACUCGAUACUUCAGAGUUAGUCCAGCAGACUUGUUUGUGCCCUCAUAAGGAAGCAGAGCACACCCGGGGGUAUACCACAAAGCAAGAUUAAAGGUCUGUUGAGCCGAAAGUUUCUGUGUUUUUUACGUCUUUAAAAGAGCUGUGAAAUUGCUUCAUUUCUCUUAACUAUUACAUCGAAAUGUUCCCUGUGGGCUUUUAGAUCUUCAGCUUAAGUAAUAUGUUCACGUAAUAUCACAGAACAAAGCCAUGCUCUUACAGUAGAACAUAUCGUCUUCAUCACAGCACGUUUAGUGAUGUAUUUAAUUGACCCCCCUCCAGUCUCACUCUGCUCUUUUUUAUCAGCUGAUUGCUUUAUUUAAACUUCACUGUUAAUUUCAUCUGAUAAUAACCCACGGUGAAAGAAUGAUUAGAGCACUUCAUCUGAAGAAAUGCAUGUUUAUGUUUAAUCCUGAUAUUUUGUUAAGUCUGUUUAACACGGCUGAUUGUACAAUGAACAAACCGAUGAUAAAAAUGAAUCUUAUUCAAUAGAUUUCAGUCAGUAAAUGACUUUCCCUGAUACUGAAGUUAUUUCCACAAUACUUUCCAUGAAGUUAAAGCAUUACAAAAAUUACUGUGCCUGAUUAUACCGCUGAAAUUAUGAAUUGUAGUAUGAAGUUGUCAUAUUAGAAAUAAAGAUGCAUCGACAGUUCUACUAAUGUGUA
Labrus bergylta (ballan wrasse) is the source of this 1601-nucleotide messenger RNA. RefSeq names its product translocator protein (gene tspo). The record is from RefSeq and is a predicted model, not a curated record. Gene Ontology annotation, cellular component: mitochondrial outer membrane. NCBI's taxonomy places the organism in Eukaryota, Metazoa, Chordata, Actinopteri, Labriformes, Labridae.